Messenger RNA from Anopheles marshallii, 1620 nucleotides. RefSeq names its product UDP-glucosyltransferase 2-like. The transcript has 3 exons. Gene Ontology annotation, molecular function: UDP-glycosyltransferase activity. The record is from RefSeq and is a predicted model, not a curated record. NCBI's taxonomy places the organism in Eukaryota, Metazoa, Arthropoda, Insecta, Diptera, Culicidae. Bases 1 to 1620 code for a protein of 539 amino acids.
AUGUGGGGGUUUGUUGGAAUGGUGCGGAUGGUGAUGGUGGCGGUGGUGGUGCUAGCAGUGGUAAUCGUGGAGAUGCCCGCCCUAACCGACGGUGCUAGGGUGUUGGCCAUCUUUCCUUCGCCAGCACGCAGCCACCAGAUAGUGUACCGAGCGUUCAUGAAGGGUUUGAUCGAACGGGGUCACGAGCUGACGAUUAUGACGCCAGAUCCGUUCGCAACGGACCAUCCGAACGUGACCGUGAUUGACUGGAGCUACGCGUACCGGAUCGUGGAGCAAAAUCUCGACGUGGUUGACAUGAAGCAGCGAAAUAUGAACUUUUACCAGAUCGCUGUACAGCUGCGCAGGACGACACGGUUGUUCCUCGAGGCGGAACUGGCCCAUCCAGACGUACAGGCACUGAUACACGCCCGGGACGCACACUUCGAUGUGGUGAUCGUGGAGUACUAUCAGUUCACACCGAUGUACGCGUUCGCCGAACUGUUCCAGGCACCGAUGAUCGGUAUCAGUUCGAUCGAUUCGAUGGGCAUGUGCCAUGAAGCGAUCGGCAACGUGAUGAAUGUGGUUGCACAUCCCGAGAUGAAUCACAAGUUUACGCACGAUUUAAACUUUUUCCAACGGGUAGAAGCGGUCAUCUCGAACCUGCUGAUUGAGUACCACGUUCUGCCGACCGAUUUCGCUAUAUUUGAUCGCAUGAUCGAACAAAACUUUGGCAGCAAUAUGACACGUUCGUGGGACUUGAUGCGUCGGGUCGAUUUUUUGAUGGUGAACGCGGAACCAUCGCUUGGGUACGUGCGUCCGCUAGUGCCCAACUCGAUACAGCUCGGGUUCAUGCACAUUGAACCUCCGAAAGCGCUGCCGACUGAUCUUCAAGCGUAUCUAGAUCGUUCGGUGCACGGUGUGGUGUACUUCAGUCUCGGAACGCUCAUUCGUAGUGAUUCGCUCAAUCAGCACAAUCUGAACCUCUUUCUGGAGGUGUUUAAGUCGCUCAAGUAUGACGUUCUGUGGAAGCAUGAUGCUGAUCUGGAUCUCAAUGGUACCACCAACAUUCGGAUGGAGCGCUGGGUGCCGCAACAGGAUAUUCUCGCACAUCCGAAGGUGAGAGUGUUUGUCAUGCAGGGCGGCCAACAGUCGAUGGAGGAGGCAAUAGACCGGCACGUUCCGCUCGUGGUGAUACCGUUCAACUUCGAUCAGUUUGGCAAUGCGGACAAGGUGACCGAGCGGGGUAUUGGACGCUCGGUGUGGAUGGAGCGGUUGACGGUGGAGUCACUGCGCGAGUGUAUCUUGGAUGUUGCCAGCAACAAGCGGUAUAAACGUAACGUUGCCCGACUGGGAAGACUGGUGCGCGAUCAACCGAUGCGCCCGGUUGAGAAAGCGGUCUGGUGGACGGAGUACGUCAUCCGACACAAUGGCGUGGAGCACUAUCGCUACCCGGCAGCCCACAUGUCCUUCCUGGUGUACCAUUACUACGAUGUGUUCUGUGCAGGCAUCGUACUAGCGUUGGCUGUCCUGACCGGUCUCUACUACCUGGUGAGGCGAAUAUUCCGCUGGUUAAGUAACAGGGUCAAGUACGAUCAAGGUCACCGAUCGAAUGCGAAACUAUUGAAGGAAAAAGCCCUGUAA